AUGGCCAAUCUCAUGACAGUUCGUCUGCAGCGUGGCGAUGGUCAGGCCUGGGGCUUCCGUCUGCAGGGUGGCAAGGACUUUUCCGCCCCCUUGGUACUACAGAGAGUUAACGGUGGCAGCGUUGCCGACCAGGCCGGUCUGAUGGCUGGCGAUGCGCUGAUCAAGGUCAACGGAACGGAAGUCUUCAACAUGCGUCACAAGGAGGCCCAGGACGUUAUCGUGGCCGCUGGAAACUCGUUCGAGCUGUCUGUGUCGAGAGGAGGCGCAACCUGGAGGCCAUCUGUUACACCGACUGGUUCGCUCCCGUCUCCUUCACCGUCGCUGCCCGGCAACAUCACACCGGUAACGAGAACCUCACUCGCUGCGACGCCCCAGGAGAUGAAGCCCAUCGGUAGCGGUCACAAUACUGCCGCCAAACCGUUUGCUGCGGUUAACGGAAAUGAUGGACAGAUCAAGAGCAUUGUUAACAACCAAUAUAACACCCCGGUUGGUAUGUACAGCGAUGAAACCAUCGCCGAAACGCUGUCCUCGCAAGCGGAGGUCCUCGCCGGAGGAGUCCUCGGUGUAAACUUCAAGAAGAACGAGCGUGUAUACUCGCCGGCCAACUCCGAGGUGUACAAGAUGCUGCACGAGCAAGGAGAUGACCCCGAACCAGACAGUGUUUACUCUAACAAUUUCCAUUACUCGGUCAAUAAACUCGAAUCAGCUUCAUCGCAUUUCUACGCCACGCAAAGCCACGCCAUCGGUGGUUAUGCUACGGCUGGUCGGUUGCCGGUCGGUUCGCUGACUGGUGGCCGUCCCCGGGGCCCAUCGCCCCUGCCGCCGCAUGUGCAGGGCCAGGUUCCCCGUCCGCCCAUGCCGAAACCACCGAUGAUGCAGCCCCAACCGCAACGUCCUGCACCACAGCCAGCCGCGCCGAUCCAGGCCCCGCUGAAGGUUGCUUUCCCGCCCCAACAACAGCAAGCAUCAGCUCCGGCACCGGUUUCUGGCCAGGCGCCCGCUCCAGCGCCUACAUCGGCUUUCCGCCCAGCACCGAAUACCGCCCCGAGGUCCGGUAUUCCGCCGAAGGUUCACAACGAGGGACACAAGACUGGCGUACAAGCCAUCUCUGCUGCUCUCAACGCUCAUGCCAACUUGAAUGGCCGCUCGCAGUCACCGUACGGCAAUAAUACUACACUCGGCCAAUCGCCGUCUCAUUCACGAUCGAGCAGCACGACUUCGUCGAGCGGAUACUGCAACUCGAGCUCGUUAUCGCCGGUGCAGUCGAACAAGGUGUCCCCGUUGCAUUCGCGCACCAGCAGCGAAAACGAGCUGAUCGAUCGCAGCCACAGCAGCAACAGCAACAGCAGCAAUUGUGAGCUUUCUGGCACCGCCUUCCCAGCCUGUCCAUCGUCCCCGUUACCACCGCCACCGCCGCCACCACUAACGAUGGAGGAGGAAAACACAUCCCGGACACUCCAGCCGAUCGGGACGGCCGGAACCGAAUCGCAACCAGUGUUCGGUGCCAACGGAUUGGCCACCCCAGCAUCGGAGGGUGAGCAGACCGAUGCGGGCGCAACCGAGAAUGGGACGGUUACGCAAAACGAUUACGGAUUUUAUUACCAGACGAUGGGAGGACGCGUCAUUCGAAGCGUACUUCCACCGGGAAAGAACUCCACCUACAAGGUAAACCAGAACAACAUUACGCCGAAGCCGUUCGGUGCCCCACUUCCGGUGAGCCCACUGGCUCAGGUUCAGCCACCGGCAUCGUACCCGCCAGUGGCCGGAAGUGUUCCGACCCCAUUCUCGGCCGCUCUUGUCGGUGCUCAGGCACCGGCACCUGCUCCGGUCGCUGCUCCGGCACCGGCACCAGCCCCAAUGGCGGCCCCUGCAUCGAUGGCAGCCCCGGCCCCAGCCAUGACACCGGCGUCCGUGCCAACUCCACAAGAUGGUACUGAAGACGAAGCAUCGGCACAAGAAAUGGCUGAAGGUGAGCAGGACGGUGAACGGGAUAGGAGUGAAUCGCCUGCUCCAGUGUUUGCCUGGCCUCCGAAGCCCGAAGUCGUGGACACAAUACCGACGGCAACACCGAUCUAUAUAGCACCGCCGGAAACACAGCGAGUGAUCAUCAAACCGAUCACCGUCGUGCCGCCGAUGAAGGUGAAAGAAAAAUCGAAAACUCCACCAGAUGGGCCGCAAGAGCAACAGAGCAAGCAGAGUAAGUCCGCGCCGGAACUGAGUCAUCGCGCUGGACAGGAUGAGCAGCGGCAGCAGCAGCAAGAUGAGGAAGAUCUGUCGGACUCUUUCGGCAUGACAACUACCACCACAACGACGACGGCGAACUCCGCAUCAUCCGAGGAGUACCGCAUGUACCAGACGCAAACGUCACAACCGAUCGUGACAUACUACGAUACGCCCCAGUACGAGCUCGAGCAUCCAUUCUCAUCCGGACAGCGAAGCGCACAGGCAAGUACGGGCGCAAUGUCCGACGCAUCCUAUACGCACUUCGUCUUCCGUGAUCCCCCACCAGAGGAGGAGGAGGAGGGUGAGGCAAUAGUGGAGGAACCACCAGAGGAGCAGCCGGUAGCAGCGCCCGCUGACGCAGAACGUCCGCCGAAGCGCGUCGAGUUCGUCGACUAUGGCCGCGAGCUGGAACGCUACGUGCGCGCGGAGCAGGAGAAGGAGGCAAGGCGCCGCGCAUUGGAGGCCGAGAUGGCGGAAGCGGCAAAGCGAGUGGAGGAGCCACCGCACUACUCACUGCCCACGAUACCGCCGACCGAACCGCCCCAUCUGCCACCGUCGACCAUACCAAACCCGACCCCGAAACAAUGGCAGUCGGCGUUGGUGCAGGCGCUGUGCGUGGCGCCACCCGACCCGAUCCACCUGACCGCGGAACAGAUUGAGGAGGCGAACUUUAUGCGCUCCCGCAACGAGGCGUACCGGCGCGAGCAGGAGGAAACGAAGAUGCGCCAGCUGGAGGCGCUGCGGCGGCAGGUCGACGCACUCGAGCGACGGAUCGGCAAGCAGCCGGAACCGGAACCGGAACCGAUACCUGCCGGGCCGCCGCUCUCAGUGCCGCGUAAGGGCGAGGUGAUGGCGAAGCUGCUCGCAACGUCGACCGCCCGCUCGCAGCGCUUCCCGGCGCACUACGUACCGGUGGUGCCGCUGCCGGCCGAAACUCAACCCUACUUUCCGCCUCCCCACUCGAUGGAACCGAUCCGGAACGAGAAAAUUUCAUCCAUGCGCAACGAGUCACCGUUCGUCGAGGCUCUCAAGACCGCUCCGUACACUCCGUUUCAGCAGUUCGGGCGCGAGAUACCGUCGCAGAUGGAGGACCUGCCCGUGCCGAGCGGGAGGCUCUCGAUGAUGGAUGCGCUGGCGACGGCUUCCGACCGUCCCUACACACCGUUUAGUGAGGUGCGGUUCGAUCGCACCUCCGAGGUGUACCAGGAGAUGGUCCGGGAGCAGCCCUCGGUGCCGGUAGAUCCAGACCGGCAGUGCUCAGCGUUCGCGAACGUCGGUGGCAAUCGGACGCCGAAACCGUUCGCGCCGAUCGUGCCCGAAAUUCGUGAAGUACCGCCGGUGGAAGAGUCGACCAAAGAGGAAAGAUCCCCGGACAAGACGGCGGAGUCUUCGCGGCGCAGUUCUACGGUGGCGGAAGAUAGCCGUAGGUGUUCGAAAGUGGCCGUGGAAGAGAGCCGUCGCUGCUCGAAUGUGGCGGCAGUGGAGAGUCGGCGCAGCUCGACCGCGACGGUGCAAAGUCGCCAUGAGUCUGGUGGACAGGACAGCCGUCGUGGAUCGGGCGGCACCGGCUCCGAACCUGUGCCACAAAAGCCACUCGUCACCGUAGAAACGGUUCCGCUCUAUCCGGGACGGGAUAGUCAUCCGCCAGAACACUACUCUCUGGCGCUACGACGUGAAACGAGCUCACCGUUGAACAAACCAGCCGAGAUCCCACCGUACCAGCGCAAGUGGUUCAAUCUGCCAACGCAGAACCCACCGCGCACUCCCGAGCCCGAGGAGCUGCGCUCGAACGUUCCGCUGGCCUUUGUAAAUACACACUCGCACACUGCUAACCUUUCGAAGCCGAUAGCGAAACCGCCGGCACCUGUAAAUAAGCCGCCAGCAGCGUACACCACCAUCCAAAACCGUACCAUCCCGGUCGUUCAGCCGCAGCCGCCGGAGCUGGACGCCGAGCUGGCACAGUACCACAGUGCUCACGCGCGUCUCCAACACAAAGGUGUCAUCGAUCGUGGCCAAUCGUUCACGCCAUCACUCAUCCUGACCAAGCACGCGACCACCAUCCCGUACUAUCAGCAUCAGCUCGGGUUCGAGGAGUACUUUGCCGAAGUGAAGCAGUUCGAUGGCCACACGACACCGCAGCCCAGUCGCACCAAGUCACCGGCGUUUGGUCCGCCGCCGAAUCCGCUCAAGCCACAUGUACCGCCGUCGCGUGAGGGCAUACCGGUCGAGUCCGGGCUGUACCUGUCCAUGGGUAAGCUGCACGGUGUGCCGUGGUACGCCAACAAGGACCACGUGCCGGCCGACAUCCAGAAGAAGAUGCAGGAGCAGCUGCAUCUGGAAGCUACGCAGCGGUACGGACGUAGCGUGCAGCAACAGCAGCAACAUCAUGAGGUCACACACCAACAGGUAACGAUGAGUAACAGCAGUGUGACGGCUACGGAGCAGCAGCAACGUCUCUCCAGGGAACAGGCAUCGGCAGAACGGGCGAUUCAAAGCGCCCAGCAGGUAGGCAAUGCGUUGAUCCAAAAGCGAACGCGCUUCGUAGAGGAACACGAAUCUAGUAGUCGCAGCCAGUCCGUGUCGCGAACCGGCAACAGCGAUAGCUCACGAUAUUCUUCCAAAAUCAAGGAAGACGAAGCGCCCCAGAAGGGGUUCGUGGCACAGCAGACGCGCCGCUUCUCGGGCCAGGACGAGGCCCUUAAUCUACCGCCCCAGAGCGAACAGGACCAGAAGCUGCAGCAACAGCAGCAACAGGAACAGGAGCAGGCAGCCCUUAUCCAGCAGCUGCAGGAAGAGCAGCUUAAGCGGCAGAUGGCCGUUGAAGUGCCGGUGAAACCACCACCAGCACCGAUCCGGCACGUAGAACCGCCCACUCCCAAGCCGGCACCGCCACCGUCUCAAUUCCCCUCGACCGAUCCGUUCGCGGAGGAGUUUGUCGAUCACUUCCCGAGCGUUAGUGCGCGCAAGGCUAGCCUGCUGCUACCACAAAAACCGACAACCGGACGCUCGGAAUGUCCGAGCCCGAGCUCGUUCAAGGCCCAGUUCAACGAGUUCAUAAUCGGUGCCGGCCCGAUACCGGCGAUGCCACCGAUGCGCGAAGAGGACGAAGGCGUGCCGGCCGACACCCGGAGCGACACGCAAAAGCUAAUCCAAUCGUGGCCCCCGCAACUACCACCCCAGAUCGCCCCGGCGGUGGCUUCUAACAACGGCGCGCCCCCCACCAACGGUGCGGCACCGCCAACACCCGGCAGCAAGCCGUCCAGCCGCAGUAACAGCACGGCUUUCCUUGACUUCCUUAACCGCCCUACGUUCAAUCCGAAUACUGAUCGUUCCACUGUCGGUGCAGGUUCGAACGCGUACAAUAAAGGACGGGCGGCGUGCUCCACGUCGGCCCCCAACCGUGGACGGGGCGUGAUGAACAAGGCCGUCGGACCGGGCGGUCGCGUCCCACUGUGCGGAUGCUGUCAGCAGCAGAUCAGAGGACCAUUCAUCACUGCAUUGGGACGCAUCUGGUGUCCGGAUCAUUUCAUCUGUCACAACGCGAACUGCAAGCGCCCAUUGGCCGAUAUCGGAUUCGUCGAGGAGAAGGGCGAUCUGUACUGCGAGUACUGCUUCGAGGAGUUCUUGGCCCCCCUGUGCUCGAAAUGCAAUGGCAGAGUCAAGGGUGACUGCCUGAAUGCGAUCGGUAAGCAGUUCCAUCCGGAGUGCUUCAAGUGCACGUACUGUGGCAAGCAGUUCGGUAACAGCCCGUUCUUCCUGGAAGAGGGUGACCCCUACUGCGAGAAGGACUGGAACGAUCUGUUCACGACCAAGUGCUUCGCUUGCGGAUUCCCCGUCGAGGCCGGUGACAAGUGGGUGGAGGCGCUGAACAACAACUACCACAGCCAGUGCUUCAACUGCACCAGCUGCAAAAAGAACCUCGAAGGACAGAGCUUCUUCGCGAAGGGUGGCCGUCCUUUCUGCAAAAACCACGCUCGCUAAUCGGCUGGCCC
Anopheles marshallii is the source of this 6215-nucleotide messenger RNA. RefSeq names its product PDZ and LIM domain protein Zasp-like. The transcript is spliced from 13 exons. The coding region runs from base 1 to 6204 and encodes 2067 amino acids. Gene Ontology annotation, molecular function: actin binding; muscle alpha-actinin binding. The record is from RefSeq and is a predicted model, not a curated record. NCBI's taxonomy places the organism in Eukaryota, Metazoa, Arthropoda, Insecta, Diptera, Culicidae. Gene Ontology annotation, biological process: muscle structure development; actin cytoskeleton organization. Gene Ontology annotation, cellular component: stress fiber; filamentous actin; Z disc.